GAAAAAAUAUGCGCCGACGUGAGAGGGGAGGAAGAAGACGGGGAAGAAGAAUAAGAAGGGGCAGGUGAGGCGGUGUUGAAAGGUGAAUUCGAAUUAAACAAUGGCCAAGGAUACGGUAAUAGAGCUUCCUCCUCGCGACGAUUGCUGCCCCGUCUGCCAUGGCGAUUUCAACCUCCCAUGCCGCACCUCUUGCUCGCACUGGUUCUGCGGAGAGUGCAUAUUGCGUGUAUGGCUUCAUGGAGAUGCAACAAAGCAAUGCAAAUGCCCAAUGUGCUGUCGUCAUUUUUCCAGUCUGGCGCCCGUUCAAGCAGCAUUUGACCGUAGCCAGAACCCAGAAUCAAAUAAAAUCAUGGAAAAUGUGAGAAGGUACAACAGGUUGCACAUUGGGGGCAUGCAAGGUCUCAUGCAGAAAUUUUUUGAUCUCCCAUUUUUUAUUCGGAUGGCUCUACAAGAUAUGAUGGAUCCUGAUAAAACAAGUUCUUACUUGACUAGAGUUCGUCUCUUUGCAAUGGCCCUCGGCAUGAUGUAUGUGCUCAACCCAUUCGAAUUUCUUCCAUUCGCUAAACGAGACAUAUUAAAUUUGUUUGACCUCUAUGCAACGACAUUUGUCACUAUCAUCCACGUCAUCGCGCUGUGCCGUGCAAGGCGUGUAAUCAGGCGAUAAAGUCCUUUCUUGGACAGCAUGCUUGAACAGAAGACAAAGAAGGGGUGUCUGCCCCAAGCAGCUGAUUUGCUCUGCACCCUG
This is a messenger RNA of Neltuma alba, 745 nucleotides long. RefSeq names its product E3 ubiquitin-protein ligase RNF170-like. The coding region runs from base 101 to 664 and encodes 187 amino acids. The transcript has 5 exons. NCBI's taxonomy places the organism in Eukaryota, Viridiplantae, Streptophyta, Magnoliopsida, Fabales, Fabaceae. The record is from RefSeq and is a predicted model, not a curated record. Gene Ontology annotation, molecular function: ubiquitin protein ligase activity.